This is a messenger RNA of Linepithema humile (Argentine ant), 4691 nucleotides long. Its product is annotated as thyroglobulin. The record is from RefSeq and is a predicted model, not a curated record. Gene Ontology annotation, cellular component: basement membrane; extracellular region. NCBI's taxonomy places the organism in Eukaryota, Metazoa, Arthropoda, Insecta, Hymenoptera, Formicidae. Gene Ontology annotation, molecular function: serine-type endopeptidase inhibitor activity. Gene Ontology annotation, biological process: cell-matrix adhesion.
CACGACGAGCCAGCCGGGACAGUGUACAAGCGUCGUUCGGUGCGGACUGAGUGAAAGGAACCGAGAGGUGUGCGUCGCGAAGGAUCACACGAGAGCGGCGUCGCCGUUGUCCUCAUCGUCGUGAAUAAACGAAAACGCUGUACUCGCGACGAAUUAUCAUCACCGGUGUGCCACAGAUUUUUCACGCGGCGAGUGCGUUUAAACAGAAUUUAUUAUCGAAGGGAUUGUACACGAAUUCCGGUUCGUUGGAGACAUCGACGAAUUUAACCGUGUUACAUUCCUGGGAACGGAUACUUACGAUCGAGAUAAUAGUGGCUGGCUAAAAAAUUACUUGAUGCGCUGAGGAUGCGCCGUGAUUUCUGCAACGGUAGGCUUCCCUGCGCCGUUGUGUGGGUGUCAUCAACUUGCCUGCUGCUCGUUCUCUCGUUGUCGUCAUCGAUCACUGCAGAGCCAUUGCUGAGGAGCGUUGGUCGAUGUCCAUCCUUCGACGAGCAAAAUGUGUGUCCAUCGAGAGCGCCGGCUUGCGAGAAUGACUUUCAGUGCCAAAGCGGCGGCCGACAAAUGCCGGUAGAACGUUGCUGCAAGACUGCAUGCGGUUUCCGCUGCGUCGCAGGCGAGUUAACCGGAUGUGAACAGUUGGCGUCGGCGGCCGUGAGACGGUCGCGGGCACUAGGUGCCCAUGACUUGUCGCAGUUCGUGCCGCGCUGCAACAACGAGACUGGCGAAUUUGAAGAAAUACAAUGCGAACCGCGCAAUCGUAGCUGUUGGUGCGUCGACAAGAUCGGCGUUGAGAUUCCCGGUACCAGAGUGCCCAGCAGGGAUGCCGUCGAUUGUGACAAACCCCGCGCCUGUCCGGCUCACAGCUGUCGAAUGCUGUGUCCCUUGGGAUUCGAGAUCGAUGAGCGCACCGGCUGUCCCAAAUGCGAAUGCCGGGAUCCUUGUCGCGGUGUCACUUGCCCAGGCGCCGGACAAAUGUGCGAGCUGAUUGACGUGAGCUGCGUGCGACCACCAUGCCCGCCGGUGCCCAGUUGCCGGAAAGCCAAAUCUCUAUUGACAAUUUGUCCUGUGGGCGAGCCGCUGCAAAUCACUGAUUCGCCGCGACCAUUUCUCUGCGGCAGCACGCCGGGCAAGCCGACAUGUCCGCCGAUGUACACCUGUCUGGUGGAGUCAAAGCAGGAAUAUGGGGUUUGCUGUCCGUCCAGUGUGAGCCUGCAACGAGCUGGUACAUGUCCCGUGGAGACACCGACGACGGGUUCAUGCGGACCCACCUGCCGCUACGAUUUCGAAUGUGUCGGACCUCAAAAAUGCUGCAGCAGCGAACGCUGCGGCGGUAAUGUGUGCGUGAUACCACAGGGCCUUAGUGUAUGCCAUCGUGACCGUAUGCUCGCCGAGAUGCUGAGCGUUUCCGAGCGACAGGGUCGCGGAUACGUUCCGCAAUGCACGGAAGAUGGAGGUUUUGAAAUGAGACAGUGCUCAAGGAAUGGUCUUGUUUGCUGGUGCGUGGAUGAGGACGGCCGAAAGAUAUCCGGCUCCAUGGGUCCUGCUAAGAAAAUAGAUUGCAGAUCGAUAAACAAAGCUCGCUCGCUUCCGGUGUCUUGCACUCUUCAACAGUGCGCUCAGGUCUGCCAAUAUGGUUUCAAAACGGAUGCUUCCGGUUGUUCGACUUGCGAAUGUGAUGAUCCAUGUGAGGGAUUUUCUUGCCCAGCAGGAGAAGAGUGCAUGCUGAAGCGGGAGGACGGUUGUCCUGAUUUUCUCUGCCCAACGAAACCGGAAUGUAAACUUAAGAAAACUUACAAGAGCCCCUGCCUUUAUGGCACACCGCUUAUUGAUCAAGAUGGAAACGCCGUGACUUGUUCUAUUAACGAAACUUGCCCAGAUGGCUACAAAUGCACGAUAGUACCGGAAGCCGAUCAAUCGGUGUGCUGCUUGGAAGUGUCAAGCUCCACGAAUGCACCCACAAUGUGCGAGUAUCUACGGGAUUUCAACGAUCGCAUGGAAGGCACGAGGGAAGGAAUGUUUCUAGCUAUCUCCACGCCUCAGUGCGAGCACGAUGGCAGUUACAAAUCUCUGCAAUGUCUCAACGAUACGAGUUGCAAUUGCGUGAACCAUCGUGGCGUCAUCCUGAAGACUGGAUUGGACCGCGCCGCUUCGGCCAACUGCGAGGCUAUCCGGAAGGUCACGCAGAUUUGCAAGCAUCUUUACUGCAAUCUGGUCUGCCCGUACGGUUACGAGGUGGACACGGCUGGCUGCGAGCAGUGUCGCUGCCACGAACCGUGUCACGAUGUUGUCUGCAAUCCGCAUGAGACUUGCAUGAUGAUCGACGUGAAUUGCGGUCCGGAACAAUACUGUCCUGCGGUGCCGGCGUGUCUAACAACCAAGCCAGGCCAGUGCCCGUAUCUCGUGCCGAGUUCCUCGAGCUGCGAGCUGCAGUGCAGUAACGAUCAGGACUGUCCGUCCGGCGAUAAGUGCUGCUCGACCGGUUGCGGCACGCAAUGCGUGGCGCCCGUUAUGGCAACGGCAUGUCAGCACGCGCGCGCGGUCGCCGAACACGCCGCCCGCGAAUCCGGUGAACCCGCGCGAAGAAUCUACAUACCGAGGUGCGAUGCAAAUGGCGCGUUUGAACCGGUGCAAUGCCACAACGGCGUGUGCUGGUGCGUGGACGAGGAAGGCAAAGAGGCAGCGGGCACUCGGGUGCUUGAAGGCAUUGUGCCGCGCUGCAACAAGCCGUUGAGAUGCCCGGAGAUCGACUGCGAGCUGAACUGUCCGAACGGUCACGAGUUGGACGCGGACACUGGCUGCCCGACCUGCUCGUGCCGCGAUCCCUGCCGGAGUGUGACGUGUCGUGGUGAGAACGAGGCGUGUCGGAUGGUGGAGGUAGCGUGCAGCGCACCGCCAUGCCCACCUGUGCCCGUCUGCCUACCGCAGAAGGACAAUCCGUGUCCGAACGGCGCACCGUUGCUCGAUCAGAAUGGCAUGGUCGCCACGUGUGGCCCGCAGGGUCAUCAUUGUCCGUCCACGCACAAGUGCGAGCUGUCGCCGUUGGACGAGUACGCAGUGUGCUGUCCGAAACCGCGCGACGUGUGCUUCGAGCCGCCGAAAAGAGUGCCCUGCAAUCCGAGCGCGGGCUUGAACGGGACAGACAGGUGGUUCUUCGAUUCGGAACGAAACGAGUGCCGGCGUAAGCACGAGUGCACCAUUGGUCACAACGAUUUCGCCAGCCGCCUGGUCUGCGACACUGUUUGUCCGGUGUUGUCGCAGUGCGAGAGGCUGCGCGAGAAGAACUUGAAGAAAUCGCAGAGACUCAAGCAACCUACGUUUCUGCCCAAGUGUAAUCGCGACAGCGGAAUGUGGGAACCGGUGCAAUGUCUGGAGCACGUCAAUGUCUGCUGGUGCGUGAAUCGCAAGGGUCAGCCGAUCAAGGGCUCGCUCACCAGAGGCACCGAGCCGAAGUGUAACUUCCGGCAAGCCAGACGGGGCGGCAGGGGACCUCCGCAAGAGAUAGACAGCGAGAUUCAAGCGAUCAUGGAAGACGUGGCUCUGUUGGAUCCCGAUACGGACGAGCGACCAGCGGACAAGAUUCUAGGUACUAGGUGUCAAGCGAUGAAGGACAAAGGUCAAUUGCCAGCGAUAUGCGAUCCGCAAGGCAAAUUCGAGCCUACGCAAUGCGCCGGCGAUACGUGCUGGUGCGUCGACGAGGCCGGCAAUCAGUUGAUUGGCACCGAGCCCUUUUUGAAGGGAACAAGUAUUUGCUUGCCUACGCCGGUUGAAGCUGUUGAGGUGACAUUACGAUUUCCUGGUAGAUUCCUUGCUACGGACGAGGCACGAUUCGUCAAGGAAGCCGAAAACUUUCUGCGCGAGCAUGGUGCCCGACUGCGGAAAACCGUGGAAGUGGAGAUCAAUCAAGACUCGGCGAUUUUGAAUUUUGAGAUUAUAGGUGCGAACAAGGUGGAUGUGGCAUUUCAUUUAGAGGAACUUACGCGAAUCCAGAAGCUAUCCAUGUUAGGCUCAGCCGCGGACGCAACAACCUCGCGCUUCACGCAUCGCUCCGUUCCUGCAGCAGCACAGAACCGGAUCGUCGCGUUGGAACAGCGUGAGAUUCUCACACAAGUGGAAAUGCCGGUCUAUCAAACGGCCACGCUCGUACUCGCGGCCGGAAGCGCCUUUAUUAUUAGCAGCCUCAUUAUUCUGCUGAUGCUGUAUCACAAGAAGAUGAAGAUGAAGGAUGCCGCAAAAAUGCUUUCCAUGGAUCAACACUUCCUUGCUUACAGCCAACAGCCGAUCUAUAUGAUAUCAAGUACAGAACAGGAUGAAAAGAAGAAAGAGGCUGCAACGCAGCAAAUAUUACAAGACAUCCAUACCUCCGAUACUAUCGUUGGGGCGUAAAAUUUGUGACACUAUUUACUUAGAUUGUUUUUAUCUUGUACAAUAGUGAUUCUUAUAUAUUUUUUUAAAGAGUGACUUACUUAAAUGAUAAUUUGGAAUUGUAUAAUAUUAUAUAUAAGUACAGGAAUAUUAAUCAAACUUUCUACCUUUCUUCAAAGUACGUGCGUAACUUGACCUUAUAAAAAGUUGGAAAUCACAGUUGCGUUUAAUCAAUCGUACAAAUCUUUUGGAUCUCCCCAUUUUUUUAAAAUUUAAUUAAUUUAUUAUAGAAUUGAAUAUAAAAUGAUAAAAUUGUUUAUUUAUGCACA